AUGAUCAACAAUCAGAUAGGCAACAACACAUCAACGGAAAAUGCAAUUUCUUCGACAACUACCACCAACAAUCAACCUAAAAUUGCAACAUUAGAAGAACGAAUUGCUAUUAAUCAAUUAUUCAAAGAAAAAUUACAACAAUUAUCAAAUUUUAAUUCUUCUUCCGAUCGUGAUGAGGAGAGAAUUAAAUUAUUAAAUUUGGAAUUGAAAAUAAUUGCAAAGAAGUGUUCCGAAUCGAGUAAAUUACAUUUCAAUGAUCAGUUAUUAAGGGCAUGUUUAUUGAAAAAUUGUUUCGUAUUACCGUCAUUCGAAAUUUAUGGUGGAGUGAGUGGUUUGGUGGAUUUAGGUCCUUUGGGAUGCAAUUUGAAGAAUAAUGUGAUUGGAUUAUGGAGGAAACAUUUCGUAUUGGAGGAAGAAAUGAUGGAAAUGGAAACGAGCUCACUUGUACUUGAUGAAGUUUACAGAGCUUUUGGAUUCUUUUUUCCUUUUAAUGAAUUUAUUGUGAAAGAUAUGAAGACUGAUAAGAUCAUUCUUGCCACCAAAGUUAUUGAGGAUUUCAUACAGGAAAAGCUGGGCAACGAGGAUUUAUUAACAAGUGUUCAAAUCAAACAUUUCAGAGAAAUUCUUGCAAAUCUUCAUUCUUAUGAUGGUGGUGCCAUGAAUAAUAUUAUUAAGAGGUUUAGAAUUAGGAGUAUGGAUGGAAAUCAAAUUUCUGAAGUAUUUGAAUGGACGUUUGCGAUUAAAACACAAAUUGGAGUAACAGGUAGAACAAGUGUUUAUUUGAGACCUGAUCUCGAUCAAGGUGUUUACACAAAUAUUAAGCGGUUAUGGGAAUAUGGUGGAAAACGGUUACCCUUUUCAGUUGCACAGGUUGGGUCCAUUUUUGAUAAUUCUACAACUACUGGCCACUAUUCGAAACUGAGGGAAAAUUCAAGCGCAAAAAUAAUGCAUUUCUGCAAUGGAGCAAAGAAAAAUAAUUGUGAAAAGUACUCCAAGAAAGUCGAGCAAGUAAUUGUGAGAUUGCUUUUAGAUUCAAAUGAUGAAGAAACCAAGAUUUCGAUCAAAGAUGCUGCGGAACAAGAAUUCAUAGCUAACAAAUCAUUGGCUUACUAUCUUGCCAGAACACAAGAAUUCAUGGAGGAAUGUGGAUUUUUGAGUGAAGGAAUACGGUUUCGAAAACAAUUUUCAUAUAGAUUGGAGCAGUUGUGGACAUGUGAGGUGUUGACAACCAUUGGUUGGGUAGAGGUUGUUAAUGUUCAAUCCAAAGCAGGUUACGAUUUGCUGCAACAUUCUCAACAUUCUAACUCUGAUCUCUCUCUAUUUGAUUCAUUUGAUGAACCUCUUGAGGAGAGAGAAAUAGUUGUGGAGUUUUCACAUCAAAAGCUUGGAAAACGUUACAAGAAUGAUACCAAAAUACUGUUAGAGCACCUUAGUGGACUAUCUAAGGAGAAGAAAUCUCAAUAUCAAACAGAGUUGGAAACCAACCACAAAAUCUCACUUGAUAUCAAUGGAAAGAAUUUCCAAUUAUCCAAAGAUGAUAUUUCGUUUGUGGAAUGUGUGAAAAAAGUUUAUGGAGAAAAGAUUACUCCUCACAUCAUUGAUCUUUCAUUUUCUGUUAGUAGAAUAUUAUUGAGCUUAUUGGAACAUGUAUUUUGGACUCGAGAUGAGGAAAGGCCUAUUCUUUCUUUACCAAGUCAGUUGGCUCCAAUCAAGGUAUUACUGGUUUCUAACUGUAAAGUCAAAACUAAUGAGGAAAAGAUGGUACUAGAAAAGGUUACUAAAAUUAUAAGAACUCUUUCCAUUCCCUUCAAACAUGAUGAAAGUGCACACUCAAUUGGAAAGAAAUAUAAACGUGCUGAUGAAAUUGGAAUUCCUAUUGCCAUCACUAUUGAUGAAGAGAGUUUAUUGAAUGCAACUGUGACUAUCCGAUUCAGAGAUACCUGUUUGCAAGAACGAGUUGAACUAUCAGUGCUGCAUCAAGUCCUUUUUGGACUGAUUAUGAUGCAAAGAGAAAUAUUGUAG
Molecule: messenger RNA, 2022 nt
Organism: Naegleria gruberi
Lineage: Eukaryota; Heterolobosea; Eutetramitea; Acrasida; Naegleriidae
Exons: 1
Coding region: 1-2022 (673 amino acids)
Biological process (GO): mitochondrial glycyl-tRNA aminoacylation
Cellular component (GO): cytoplasm; mitochondrion
Molecular function (GO): ATP binding; glycine-tRNA ligase activity
Source: RefSeq, a predicted model, not a curated record